This is a messenger RNA of Saccostrea cuccullata (small rock oyster), 1481 nucleotides long. Its product is annotated as nuclear RNA export factor 1-like. Gene Ontology annotation, molecular function: protein binding; RNA binding. Lineage: Eukaryota; Metazoa; Mollusca; Bivalvia; Ostreida; Ostreidae. The transcript is spliced from 8 exons. Gene Ontology annotation, biological process: poly(A)+ mRNA export from nucleus. Gene Ontology annotation, cellular component: nucleus. The record is from RefSeq and is a predicted model, not a curated record. Bases 1 to 573 code for a protein of 190 amino acids.
AUGAGCAAAGAUAGUCAAGGGAGGAGAAGAAUAUUAAAGAGAGGGAAGAUAAAUGUUGUGGCUCAGCUGUGUGAUCUCCCCUCUACGACUCACGACUACAACUCCUUCACUGUAGAUGUGGAUCACUCCUCUGCAAACCUCAGAAGUUUUGUAGUUGAAGGAGUGUUCAAAGAGACUGAAAGCAAGUCAGAUAGACCUCCCAUCAUAGCAUUUAGUCGUUGCUUUAUUACAGUUACACAGGGGGCAGGAAUGAAUAUCAUCAACGACAUGCUGACAAUAACAAAUGCCUCCAGAGAUCAAAAUCAGAAGGCCUUUAAGCACCCUGCCCCUACUCCCUCUUCUAGCCCUGUCCCUGAGGCAUCACCACCAGCCCCGUUCACUCAGGCUGGUCCCUUCACAUACACAGCCGAGCAGCAGCAGAUGAUUCAACAGUUCGCUGCUCAGUCAGGCAUGAACCACGAAUGGUCCAUCAAAUGCCUGGAACAAAAUGGUUGGAAUUAUGAGAAAUCAGGGGAAAUAUUCCUGGAAUUGCAGAAACAAAACAAGAUUUCUCCAGAUGCAUUUGCAAAAUGAAAAUCUGACUUUCCUGCAAAUGGACCUAAUAACACUGAAUUCUCAAAAUCAUUUGGAAUAGGCUCAGGAUAAGCCUUUCUUUAAGUGCAUCCAUCCAAUGGUGACUCCUCCAAGUGUUUACAGUGAAUUGAAUUGACCUCUCAGAACUGUGUGGAAGCCUGGUGGAUUUUAAUGAUUUUAUUCUGUUUAGAAGAAACACUUUCGGGCAUUGACAAGUGAACUGAUUAUAAAUCCUUGCUUUGUUUUAAUGUGCGAGUUCAAAGAGAAUUUGAGAAGGAUUAAAAAAUCCUCUUUUACAUAAUUUUACAGUGAAAUGACAUUGUUUAAUUUGCACUUGUUAAUCAUAGAAGUAAAAUAUUGUGAAAUGAAAAGUGCUCAUCCAUAUUUGAUAUGUCACCAAUUUUAUUUCUAUUGCAAUUUGACAUUCUGUACAAUGAAUACCUUUUAUAAAUAUGUAUUUUUUAAUUUUUUAUUGAAAAUUUCAUCAUUGUUAAUAAAAAUGAAAGAAUUGUCAUCUUCUCUUUUCAUGAAGCAAAGGCUUGGUGUCUUGAGAAAACUGCUUUUGUGACAAUUGAGUUUUACUUCAAAUUAUUAUACCUGUCAAUUAUAAAAAAAAUCCUACAAAUUAUAACCAGGCAUAUAAUGAAAGCACACUUCUGCAAAGUGGAAAUAUAUGAAAAUCCAAUGAAUUGUCAUAAUCAAAAGCCAGGAAUAUUGAUUAAUAUACAGAAUAUUUAACAUUACUGGUUAAUUGGUAGAGUAGAAAUUUGUUCUGAGAAAUGGAUGUAAUUGAGGAUAUCAGAACAUAAAACUUUUAAACGUAUAUAAAAGCACACAAAAUAUGAAAUAUUUAUCCACCAUGGAUAAGUGACUGUUUUGACCAAAAAGGCGAAAACAUACCAGUUUAG